AUGGGCUGGUGGCAUAGCCUUUGGGGCUCCAACACGACGGACGAUCCCCUGCAAAAGCUAGACCCCAAGCUUCGCGAAUACCUCGAGAAGGAGUCGCCCGUCAGAUACCCAACAACAGCAGAGCAGCAGCAGCAACAACAACAAUCACAGUCGCCGUCGCCGUACCCACAAAAGACCGAACAUGGUCAGCAACAACCGCACGAGUCUGCCGUACCCAAGGAGUCGCAAUUCCAAGAUGGUCGCUAUGCGCACCUGUGGAAGAACUACCGCCCCCUUGCCGAGAUCGAGGCCGAGACCAAGAGCGACCAGGAAAAGAUCAUGGACGUUCUAGAGGGCUACAAGGAGCGCAAGAGUCAGAUUGGCAAGGCGGCGCUGGAGAACUGCGCGCUGGAGCAGGUCGACUGGCGGUCCUGCAUGAGCAACCCCAACUUCACGGAGCGGUUCACCAUGUGUCGCGCGCAAAUCAAAAAGUUUGAGAGGUGUUACAAUAUGCAAACGAGGUUAUUAAAAUCGCUUGGUUAUCUAUCCACAGCAGACAGAUCGCCCGAGGUCGAAGAGGAUAUUCAAAUGCAUGCCGACUCCAUGUACCACAAAUUUCUGCAGCAAGAAGCCGAGAUUGAAGCCGCAAAGACCGAGGGCAGGCCAAUACCCAAAUUUGAGCCAUUGCUGGCCAAGAAACCACUGGUGGGGAUCCCAGCUCCCGAGUUCGAGCUUAGCUUGGAACAACAGCAACUGCUCAAGACAAGAUUGGAGAAGGUGGAUGAAAUAGACAGGCCGGCUGAGGAGCAGGCGUUCCGGGCAGAGUUGCGGGCCAAGGCCGAGCUCGACGGCCGGAUCAGGGGCAUCUGGAACCAACAGGCUGAGGAGAGGAAAGCACGACAGGAAGCAGGACAGGCUACAACCUGGGACAGAGUCAUGAACGUUGUCCGGGGCGAUAACGAGAAGAGGUGA
Molecule: messenger RNA, 951 nt
Organism: Pestalotiopsis fici W106-1
Lineage: Eukaryota; Fungi; Ascomycota; Sordariomycetes; Amphisphaeriales; Sporocadaceae
Exons: 2
Coding region: 1-951 (316 amino acids)
Source: RefSeq, a predicted model, not a curated record